GUGUAGUGGGCUCUCGACUCUUGACAGUUGGCGAUCAGUAACUCGCAGUGCCGGGCAGGCUGGGUCGCUCCAGCGCCUUUGUCCCUUUGUCCAGGGGAGGGCUUGAGAGCUCAGAUAGCGGCUUGCUCCUCCUUUCUGACGCUGCAACGCAGACAACGCAGAGGUGGUUCGAUUCAAGGCCUGGUAUGCGAGCAGCAACACCUAUUUCGUGCCAGGUAGCAGCAGCAGCAGCGCCUCGUAGGCAGGCAGAUCAGAUGCAGCAAGGCACUAGAGACUCCGAAUCUGCGCCGGCAGUAACAGUGACAGUGAGCUUCGUUUGGCUGGGUCGGUUAGCGGUCUUCAGCAUGCGUAAUACGGCAAAGACUUUGGUGUUUCAUCGAGGGGCUGCGGGCUGGUCGAGGCUAGUCGGUGCCAGGAAAGGAGUUCGUUUGACGCCGGGGGGGGGGGCCGCAACCUCUGGGGGGUUUAUUUUUGGCACGGGAUUAUUUUUCCCUGGGAGGGAGAGCAAAACAAGAGCGUCGAAAAGAGACAAAGGACAAGCAAGAGAAGAGAAGAGAAAAAAAAGGAAGAGAAAAACAAGCGUCGUGGGACAGGCCUGGACUGUGGGGAAGAAGCUGCCUGACGGAUCGAAUGUAAUCAAUCAGAAGGCACCAAGUAGUGCGCCGAGAAGCUAUCGUGGAAUCGACGGCGGAGCUGCCAGCCUUUGUUCUGGCUUCUGCGUUGCGUUUCUUUCUCUUGUUUCCGGCUUUUUUUUUUUUUUUUGAAUGGCCUCGGAAGCGCCGUCAAUCCGCGUCAAUUGGCCCGGCAGGACUGAAAAAUUGCAGCACGACGGGCUCAUCGUCGAGUUUCGGGUGCUGGGCCUGCCAAUGCCAUGCCAUGCGGGAUGGGGUAGCAUCAGGUCAGUUGAUUGUGCUAUUGGAUGCUAAAUGUCCGGGCGAAAUGGGCUGUCGAAGCCGGACGUAGCGGGUACUCGCCUGGUGCAGUGGCCGGCGCGC
Messenger RNA from Trichoderma asperellum CBS 433.97, 995 nucleotides. The record is from RefSeq and is a predicted model, not a curated record. NCBI's taxonomy places the organism in Eukaryota, Fungi, Ascomycota, Sordariomycetes, Hypocreales, Hypocreaceae.